UAAAUCCUCCUUAGAAGAGUAAUUUAUCUAUUUAUAGCAAAAUAUUGUCAUCUUAUAAAGCGCGAACAGGUCAUUUAGAUUUCAAAUGCUUUGUGAAAUUGCAGAUCAAGCAACGCAUGUAACGGAAAGUAUAUUUCAUCGUUGCCUUGGGGGUCACUUCAUUUCCGAAGGUGACGUCACAGAUGUAAAUACGACCAGAAAGGCAGUCUGUCUGAUUAGUUGCAAACCACCCAAAUAGAAUGAAAAUAGCUUUUAUAUUGUUGGUUUAAAGUUGAAAAUUGCAACUAUGGAUCUAGAUGAUGAUUUCGAAUAUGACGACGAUAUGUCAGAAGAAGAAGAAAGCGAUGGCGAUGAUAAUUUCGUGGAUAUGGGUCUCGAAACGGAACCAUCGACGACACAAGAGAAACAUGAAGCAGAAGAAUUCCCAUACGAAAUUUUCACAGCGGAUCAAAUUGUCCAGUUCAUGGUUGAUUGCAUUAAAGACGUAAAUGCAGUUGUCCAGAUCCCUUCAACAAUCACAAGGAUUUUGCUUAAUCAUUUCAAAUGGGACAAAGAGAAGUUAAUGGAAAGGUAUUAUGAUGGAGACCAGGAGAGACUCUUCUCAGAGGCCCAUGUUGUCAGUCCACAUAGAAAAGAUUCAUCAGGCAGACCUGCCAAGAAGAUGACACGGUCAGCAUCUGCGGCAGCUAGCCAGGAAGUUACUUGCGAGAUCUGUUGUUUAGGUAAAGUCAUUACGGAAAUGACAGGCUUGGAGUGUGGCCAUAAGUUCUGUGUACCAUGUUGGACAGACUACCUCACAUCAAAGAUUAUAGACGAGGGUCAAGGCCAAACUAUAUCCUGUGCUGCUUAUGGUUGUGAUAUUUAUGUAGAUGAUGCCACUGUCAUGAAACUAGUCAAGGAUAGAAAAGUGAAAUUGAAGUACCAGCAUCUUAUAACUAACAGUUUUGUAGAAUGUAAUAGACUACUAAGAUGGUGCCCUGCCCCAGACUGUGGCCAUGCUGUCAAGGUUGGGUACUUUGACUGUAGACCAGUAACUUGUGCUUGUGGCCACACAUUCUGUUUUGCUUGUGGUGAAAACUGGCAUGACCCGGUGAGAUGUGUUUGGCUUAGGAAAUGGAUAAAGAAAUGUGAUGAUGAUAGCGAAACAUCAAAUUGGAUAGCAGCCAAUACAAAGGAAUGUCCCAAGUGUCAUGUGACGAUAGAAAAGGAUGGCGGAUGUAACCACAUGGUUUGCAAGAACCAGAACUGUAGGGCAGAUUUCUGUUGGGUGUGUUUAGGACCCUGGGAGCCUCAUGGAUCUUCUUGGUAUAACUGUAACAGGUAUGAUGAGGAUGAAGCCAAGAAAGCUAGAGACAACCAGGAGAAAUCGCGGGGUCAACUCCAGAGAUACCUAUUCUAUUGCAAUCGAUACAUGAAUCACAUGCAGAGUCUCAAGUUUGAGAACAAGCUGUACACCUCUGUGAAACUAAAGAUGGAAGAGAUGCAGCAACACAUGUCGUGGAUUGAGGUGCAGUUCCUGAAGAAAGCCGUGGAUGUUCUAUGUCAGUGUCGCCAGACACUUAUGUUUACCUAUGUCUUCGCCUUCUACUUAAAGAAGAACAACCAGUCUAUCAUAUUUGAGGAUAAUCAGAAGGAUUUAGAAAAUGCUACAGAACAACUCUCCGAGUAUUUAGAGAGGGAUAUCACCUCAGACAUGUUGCACGACAUCAAACAGAAAGUACAAGAUAAAUACAGAUACUGUGAAAGCAGACGAAAUGUACUCUUGGAUCACGUACACGAAGGCUAUGAAAAGGAACUGUGGGAGUAUCAUGAUUUCUUCUAAAUUCCAAACCCAACUAUGAUGGCAUUCUGUAAAGCAUGGAUUGAGACUGAAGGGGAGGGAUACUGGACCCAAAAGAGAAAUCAAUGUCCAUACAAACUUGGUACAAUAAGAUCCAUGUGGAAGCCAUGUUGGGAUACACACUUGAUCAGAUCAUCAGAAACAUUGUUAUAAUUUGGUAAAUGGAUCCCGUUUUCGUGAUAACCUUGUAUUUUGUAUGCUCGCGCCAAUGAGUAUUUUCAUCUGUACAUGAAUGCGUAUGUGGAAUAUGUGUACAUUAAAAUAUAUGCUUAUAUGAAUUCUGAAAGUCUGGUUUAAGUUUUGAUCGGUAGUGACGAGUGUUGAUGGAUUAUAGAAUGAAUUAAGAAUGAAACCUGGUGUGAUUUCGUUCAAUCUGCAAUCUAUAGACAGAAUACAGCAUUUUUCUGGAUUCUGUCGCAGCUGGAUAAAGACGGAGAAAUAUUCUGAUGAAAAACAUUUUAUCUAGUUGAGGAUGAAAGGUAAUUUCUGUUUUUAUUUAUUUUUUUUGCGUGUUUAAUGCAAGGAAGAUGUUUUCCUAAACAAGUACAGAAAUCGGAUAUUUAAGAAAUAUUUUUUAUUUGUUCAUGAUAAUCAUUAUAUUCUGCAUCCAAAUCAAAUUUUAUUUUCAGUAAUAAAUCCUGUUUUUUAUUUAUCCUUUUUGUAUACACAUACACUAUGGUUUGACAUAUCAUUGUGUAUAUUCUUUUUUUUUUAUGUUCACAAUUAAAAUAUUUAUGAUAGAGUAACUCCAUUAAUAUAUCUUAACUUUGUACUGAGGGGAAAAAAGCUUUUUACCAGACCUCUCAAUUGAUCCCACACAAGCAUCAAGAAUUGCUAUAGAAAUGUUUUUUUAAAUUGUUUUCGAGACAAGAAGAAAAAAGACAGCAGAAAAACUUGAUGUCGUUAUACAGAACUUUACAUGCACUUUCUUGAAAGAAUAUAUAAAGCUUUGGAAUUUUCCACUUGGGAGAUAUUUCAGUAAAACAUGUAUCCUAUCCCAGGAUUACAGAUGUUUUUUUUUGAGGGGGCAGGGGGUGGGAAACCACUUAUAGUAAUCAAUUAGAGAACUGAAGGCAGGGAACAGAAGUGAUUUUUUUUAGAAUCCUGGGGUUAGGUACCUGUUAUACUAGAAUAGCCCAUAAAUUCUUAUAAUGCACUUGUCUAAUUUGAUGUUAAAACUGUUCACAAUAUGAUUUUCAUCUCAAUAUGGAAACACAUUGCACCAGAAUCAAAUUCACUUUUGUCAUUGAUGGAGACUGUUAGAUAAUAUAGAUAAUUUAUCAAGCAAAAUCUGUUCCAAUUUUGUCAGUAAGUUUAAGACAGGAUCCUCUGGCUUGGUUAUGUGUCUGUUUUUGGAAUAACCAUUAACAUACUAAUUAACAUUGGAAAGAGAAAUGCAUGAAGUAUACAUGGUACAUGGAUCACAUUUCUUAGCAACAGUAUUUAAAAAGAAUUAUCACAAAAGAGAUGGAUUUUGCUGUAUUUAGGAAAUUAUUAAUAUAGAAACAAAAUUAUGUGGAAUUGUCAAGUGAAAUGUAUGAAGACUUUUUGCUGUGGAUCUAAAUAUACAUAUAAUUGUUUAGCAGCAUACAUAGAACUAAACAGAAUGUGUUUGUAACACUGGGUAAUGGUCCAUGUUUGUAUAGAUUGUGGAAGUCUGAACAGCAUGCAAUUGGUUUUUGUUAGAAUCACUGUUAUGUAGUCUGCUUCAUAACAGAGUAUGCUUUGUGGAUUUAGUCAUAUGCUUCCUGCAUCUUCUACAAAUUACUGAUUAUCUCAUAUUAAGAAAUUUGAAGUGCUAUGUGAAGGAAUUUAAAGUGUUUUCAUCGUAAAAACUGUAAAUGGUUACCUGGUUGAUUUUCAAAGCUAAAUAUAUGUCUAUAGUAAGUAAAUCAAAGUUACAGUAUUUAUUCAAAUUCUGCAUGAACCGUCUUUUUUAGAAAGAUAGCAAUUAAAGAAAUUGUACUUCAAGUUGGAACAAUUAUAGUUAGUAAAAUAUUUACAGAUACAUUUGAACACUCUAAAAUACAAAAAGAUUAAUUCUUGCAUAAUCAUGAAAGGUAAUACUGUGUCAGAGUUUUACCUGAAGUUUUUAGAAAGAUAGCAAUUAAAGAAAUUGUACUUCAAGUUGGAACAAUUAUAGUUAGUAAAAUAUUUACAGAUACAUUUGAACACUCUAAAAUACAAAAAGAUUAAUUCUUGCAUAAUCAUGAAAGGUAAUACUGUGUCAGAGUUUUACCUGAAGUAACACUAUUUUCAGCAGUAACACAUAGAAGUUGCUUUGGUAUGUAACUUUCUCAACUUCAUCAUAAUUUAUGUUUAUUUCUGAAUGUUUUUGGUAAACAAACAGCUGCAAAUGGAUAUGUAUGUGUUGAAAAUUAUUGAGAGGGUUUUAAGGUAGAGGGUGUGAAUCUGUGUGAAAAAGCUAUAAACCAAAGGGGUUUUAAAAAGGUUUGCAUUUACUUUCUUUCUGCUUGUUUUCAUCAUCUGUUUUGUAUAGAAUCAGUUCUUGCCUUAUUCAACAGUAAUUUUACAGAAGAUAUCACAACCAUUGAUGAUGAUAUUCAAAUCAAGAUUGUCAGAAGAUUUUUUUUUUUUUUUUUUAAAUUCCUUACCAGUAUUUUAAUUUGGCUUCAAUUAGGUGUCACUUUUUAGAACAGGAAAAUGAUGAAACUUUGGGUGUUUUGUGAGCAGUAUUAAGAAAAUGUGGAUUCUGUAUUCAAAAUUUGAUAAAAAUGGCUUAGUAGCCAAGAAUUCUUUUUCUUUGUACAGAUUAUCUGAUGUAUAACAUUUUGAUAGGUGUUGAAAUUACUGUAAACUGCACUGGCUUGCAUAUAAACAGAGGUAUGCCAAUUAAUUCUGACUGAAACUUAUAGCACAUAUUCUCUUUAUCAGAUUGUUUAGAAAUAAUUCAUAAAAACCUUAUAUGUAUUUGUAUGUAUUAACACCAGUAUUUGUUUCAACACUGCUGAAAUUUUUUUUCAAAAUAUACCUAACAAACAGUCACUUCCCUUUAAAUCCAAUAUUGUAUGCAUAGCUACAAAAAUGGUCUCCAACACCUGUUUUUGUAUCCUCAACCUAUUUGUUUGUGGUCUAGAUAUUUUUUUUUGUUAUGUAGAAACAAAGUAUCACUUGUUUAUAUAUGUUUUAAAGAUUGAAAUAAGAGAUUUAUGCUAUGAUUAAUUUGUUUGUUAUUAAUUUCAUUUAGAACAUUAACAAUCUUUCUGUUGUGCAAUUCAAAAUGAUAGGAUGACUUGUACAACUGUAUUUCUGUUUGUUGUGAUGAUAUUUUGGCAUUAGGUAGGAAGUUUUGCUUAUAUUUAGGAAGAAAGAAAACAUGUGGUUCCUAUUAUGGAAAAUCUAAAUAUUUCUUGUAUAGUGUUCUUUAACUUGGAAUUAUGAUAAAACAGCUAUUUAUGAUUAUUUGGAAACUGAAAGGAACAUUCUCGAACCCUACACCUUUUGAUCAUCCCCUCCCCUCUUCCCACCGAGGAAAAAAAAACAAAAAAACAUGAAAACAAAAGGCUAUAAUUUCUUCUGAUUCACAGAUAUUAAACUUAAGUUUAUAUAGGAUAAAAUCAUGAUGAAACUAACAUCAUUUUGCUAAAUGAAACUUACUCUGCAGAGACCUGCCUAUCCACAAUAUUUUUAGGUUGCCGAGACAAAGUCUCGUGGUGGCCUAUUCUAAUGCCCAUCAUCUGGCGUCUUCAGUAAACAAUUCAACACUUUCAACUUCUUCUAAAAAACUCCUGAUCCAAUUUCAAUGAAAUUUUGCAGAAACCUUCCCUGGCGUAAGAUGAAAUAAAAUUAUGAAUUAUACAGUCCCCACCCCCAAGGAGCCUGAAGGGCAGGCAAAAAGGGGUCAAAUUGACCAAGAUUUCAAAAAUCUUCUCAUAACCCAGAUAUGGUUGAAUCAAAUACUCUUAAUGAACUGAAGAUCCUGACUGGCCCCCAGGGGCUGAUGGUCGGGGCCAAAAGGGGUCAAAUUAACUUAAAUUUCAAAAAUCUUCUUCUCAACACCCAGAUAUGGUAGAAUCAAAUACUCUUCAUGAAUGGAAGCAUUUAAGUGCUCUAAUUACCAAAAUGAGUCUCUCAUUUCUUCCUGGGAAGGAAUAUGUUUUUUGAGACGACCGUAAUUUGCAUAGAAAAAUAGUAUUUUUAAUGCUGGCUAUUUCCCACAAGAAAUAACUUAAUAAGAAUGAUCAGUAUAGGAUGACAGUCUUGAUGGUAUGCAUGUAUUGACACUGGUUUACUAGAUUCAAUGUCAGAAUUUCUGUUUCAUGACACUUGAUAACUGCCUUUUAACCUUUAUGUUCAAAUUUGCUUAUCUCAGGUGACCGUCAAGGCUGUAAGGUCUCUUGUUGCUGCAGUCUCACUUUUGUCUGGUUUGCCCUUUCAUAAAUUAGUAGGAGUGAAAAUAGAAAGUAGCCUAUUCUUCCAUGUUAUUAUAGGUGAAGUGUAUUUAUAUAUUUCAGGGUGCAAAUUUAAAACAUUUGAUGAAUAUAAAAAAUUUGAUUUGAGGAUGAAAAUAACCUUAGACAAAUGUCUCCAUAAUUGAAAAGUAAUAUAUUUUUUUCCCAUUUCGGUGACAUCUGCAAAAUACACAUAUCAAAUAAUUUAGUUACUACAAGUUCUUCCUGAACAUUUGAUAAUGUUAAUCUAAUCAUUUCAUCAUGAUCAAGACCUUGCUGAAUUUUUGCAGCAAUAAGGCCAUGGUACAUGAUAAGCUCUCCCAUCAACAUUAAUGUCCAAUAAUAUAUAUUUCAAUGAUAUUGCAUUAUCCUGCAGUAAACACGCUCCUGAUUUCGGGUAAUUAGUGGUAUAAUGGCCCCUUGAGUAUUUGCAGAGUAAAAAAAACAUACUCUUUAUUGAAACAUGUUUGGCAUUUGGAGUUGAAGGCAUUUUCCAGUAAAAGAAGUCUUAGUAAUUACAUAGGAUUACUGGUACACGACACUUUCAAGAAUCUUUAGAAUGAAAAUAAAAGUGUCUGCUUAUGUUGUGUUCUGUCUAAGUAUCAAGUUUAAAAUCAUUUGUUUUUGUCUUAUUCUCAACUUUUAUUCUUUUCAAUUCUGGAACAAGAUUAUGUAACCCAAAAGAUGUAUGUGAAAGCAUGGUGAGCAAAAUUCAAAGGAGACAACCUGAAGGGAAAUGAUGAAAGAGAAUACAAGGGAGAAAAUUUGAAAAGUGAAAUAAAAAAACUGUUUUAUUUGGAAAAGGAAUAAAAUAUCAGAAAGGAUUGUUUUACUGUACAAAAGACAAAGUAAUGAACAUUCUUUGUAUGCUUAUAAAAGGAAAUUACGAAGGGAAGUUAAAAAAAAAAAUCUUUCACAUUUCAACAUUUAUAAUUGAGUAUAAACCUUAAUACGAUUAAAAUUUGAAAACAGUAUGACAUGUUUCUGAGAAAAAAUCAGAAUUGAGUUGAAUAAUGUAUUCAAAGAAUUUAGUUUUGAUAAUUUACAAAUAUGCUUCGUAAUUAUCAAGGUAUCAUAAAUCCAUAUUUGCAUCAUCUUGUAAAAUAUUUUCACCCCAAACCAUUACAACAUUUCAAAUCAUUGACUGAAAUAUCAAGUAUUUCUUUUGUAAGUCAUGGCGCCCAUUUGAACUCCAGAAGUAAAUAGAUAUUGUACUCAUGUUUAUAGGCCUUCAAAAGCUUCAUAUUUAGAUUUUUUAUUCUCGUAAAAUGUCGAUGUUGCUAUGGAUUAAACGUGAGAGAGAAGUGUGCAUUUCUCAAAAAUCAUUAACUUAACAGGAAUAUGAGGUUUUUUCUUUCAGGAGAAAUUUUUGUGUACAAUCAUGUACGUUGUGAUAUAGUGUUAAAUAAUAAAGAUAACCAAAUUU
Ylistrum balloti is the source of this 7678-nucleotide messenger RNA. RefSeq names its product E3 ubiquitin-protein ligase arih1l-like. Bases 287 to 1822 code for a protein of 511 amino acids. Gene Ontology annotation, molecular function: ubiquitin protein ligase activity; ubiquitin conjugating enzyme binding; zinc ion binding. Lineage: Eukaryota; Metazoa; Mollusca; Bivalvia; Pectinida; Pectinidae. The record is from RefSeq and is a predicted model, not a curated record. Gene Ontology annotation, cellular component: nucleus; cytoplasm; ubiquitin ligase complex. Gene Ontology annotation, biological process: ubiquitin-dependent protein catabolic process; protein polyubiquitination; positive regulation of proteasomal ubiquitin-dependent protein catabolic process. The transcript has 14 exons.